AUUUUCAACCUUGGCAUCCACCAUUACCAAUACUUGACAACAUAUAUAUACAUAUCUAGAGAGAGAGAGAUAUGGAUAGGUUGAUGAGCAUGGUGGUGGUUGGUGUUGUUGCAGCAGUUAUGGUGCAAAGUGGUGCAGCACAAACAGUAUAUGUGGUUGGAGACAGCUUAAAUUGGACUGUGCCUUUAAAUGAUACACAGGCAUACAGUUCAUGGGCUUCUAACAAGAACUUCACGGUCGGUGACAUUUUGACUUUCAACUUCCCAACUAACCAACAUAAUGUGUUACAAGUAUCCAAUGACUCAUACAACUCCUGCAAUUCAGCUAACCCUAUUGGCAACACAAUCACCACCGGUCCAGCGAACAUCACUCUCUCCUUCUCCGGCGAAAACUACUAUAUCUGCACGGUCGGCACCCACUGUCAGUUGGGGCAGAAAUUAGCCAUCACCGUCUCCGCCACUGCAGGCACCACCACAGCUACCCCACCGCCACCACCACCGCCUCCUAAUUCUUCUUCGUCUGUGCCGGUGUUUGAUAGUUUCUUUCUCACCGUGUUUUGUGUUGUUGCCAUGGCUUUCUUUCUUUAGAUAGAUAAUCAUUAAGUCUAUGAUCCCAGAAAAAUUAAUGAAAGUAGUGCCCAGAAUAUUAGAUUAAGGGUGUAUAUUUAAAGUUAUUGUUGUAGGACCAUAGUAUAAAUAAAUUUUGACCUUUGAUUAUAACUUAUGAGCGAUUUUAUGUAUUUUUUUCUAGGUUUGUAGAACUUCUGAUAAAUAAUAUCUGAGUGAAGAUUGUAAUUCAGUUUUGUAUUGGAUGUCGUUAUACUGGUUAAUAAAAAUAUAGAUUUCGGCCUUUACAUAAAA
Camellia sinensis is the source of this 860-nucleotide messenger RNA. Its product is annotated as stellacyanin. The record is from RefSeq and is a predicted model, not a curated record. Lineage: Eukaryota; Viridiplantae; Streptophyta; Magnoliopsida; Ericales; Theaceae. Gene Ontology annotation, cellular component: plasma membrane. Gene Ontology annotation, molecular function: electron transfer activity.